AUCUGGUGUGGACAGUCCAUUUUUCUGAGAAUACCAGCAGCUUCUUUGGCUGAUUUGCAAUUGUUUCCUUUUUUUGUCCAUUUGCUUUUAUCAGUAACAGUUUCUUGACAGAUAUGCAUCCUUUCACACCCUGCUCACAGUGGAAGGAUGGACAGAAACAAUUCUGGAUUUUUUCACAUCUGAAGCAAGAGUGGAGCUUGAUUUUCUCCCAUGCUGUAAAGGUGAAACAUUGUUUAUCUGAUGUUGAUGGUUUUGGUCGUCAAUCAGGUCUUUGUCUUGUUUGUUUUUAAAUUCUAGUUCGGGGAAACUUAUUUUCCCCUGACCUUCCCCUUCCUUGUUUAAGUGGAUUAUCUUAUAUCCGACAAGUCUCCUGAAAAAUGAAGAACUUGUACGUCAUUGCCUUUUUGACUGAAAAUUGAAUGAAGGGUGAUCUCUGAAUUUUACACUCUACUGUAUAUAUUUUACAAGUGUGAGUUAUGACGAGUUGUUAAAUUUGUCAAAAGGAGAGCGCUAGAUUAAAAUUUUAACUAUCAUUCCUCUAGAUGAUUGAUCUCCUCACUGCUGAUAGCUGAUGUGGUUAUAAUCCAAACAUACAAUUUCCUAAACAUUCUUGAUUUGUUGGUGUUUAUUCAUCUUUCAUAGUUGCAUCGCUGAUGGUGAAAAUGAAGCCAAGUGUUGACCGAAACGAUCUGAUGGGAAUUUCUGGUCAUGUUCUUGAGUGCUGUGGGUGUGGGUGAAACUUUGCAUAUCCUUGUGUACAUUGUAUAUGUCUGGAGCUGGUGUAGACUUAGGUGUCUGUGUGCAAUAGUAUCUACCCAACGGCCGUAUUGGUGUGUUACGUUCCCCUCACAAAUGGGUGUAUUUUUCUCUGUGAUCUGAUACCUCAUACUUGAGCCGUGAAUGUCUCUGUCAGAGCCUUUUCAUGGAGCUUCAUGUGGCCCUGGAGGAGGUGCCGGCCUUUCUGAGCCUCUGCCAGGUGUAUGCUGUCCUCCUGCUGUCCCGUGGGAGGGGCCUUAUUUCCCUGGCAAAUGCUGUCACCAGUUCCCCUUUUCUUGUCACAAGUCAUAGAGCUCCUGGAACAUAGCAAGCAGAAAUGGAAUCAGUUGAAAUUGCUGUGUCUCUGCUCUUAUGUGUCAUGAUGCGAAUGUCAGGUGCUAACACAGAACUCAUUUCGGUGCCUCUUGUCAUGCACGGAAUCAAAGGGAAGCCUCUCCACAUCCCUGUGAAGACUCAUUUUGGGAUGAAUGAGGUGGAGUUCCAGGGCACCUGGUCUCAGAUCAGCCCCAAAGAAAACCACCUGGUCACCUUUGAAAACGGCAAAGCGAUCCCUAACCUGCAGCUGAAGGACACACUGAUCUUCAAUCUGACUAGCAUCUCCCUGACCUUUAAGCAACUGGAUGAGGCAGCUGAAGGAGAGUACCAGCUACAAAUCAACAUCAUCUUCCCUGACAAAGACAAGUUGGAAUCCAUUAAAAAGACCGUGAGCAUUACUGUGAACGUGCCUCUUUCCACCCCUGUUAUGAAGAAGAGCUCAGAGGGCACGCUUGUGGAAGACCAGGACAAUGUUACUCUGACCUGUAUUGUGGAGAAUGGGGCCAAGGCUAAGUACCAGUGGCUUAAAAAUGACAAAACGGUCAGUCCGAGUGAGCGUCGCAUAUUCUCCCAGAACAACAGCGCCCUCCUCAUCAACCCAGUGAAGAAGGAGGACAUUGGCAUGUACAGCUGUGCGGUUACAAACCCCAUCAGCCGCGCACGGAGCAAAGACAUGGAGCUCAGCGUGUUCUAUGGCCCUUACAAUCUGGAAGUGAACUCGGAUCAGGGGUUGAGAAUUGGAGAAGUGUUCACUGUAAAUCAAGGAGAGCUGAUCUUUUUUGACUGCUUAGCUGACUCAAACCCCCCCAACACCUGUGUGUGGAUCUCCAGGACUGACAACAGCACAGAAGUCCUCAUGACUGGCCCUCGCUUUGAGGUUCCAUCACACAAGUUAGCUCAACCCACGAAGUUCUUGUGCCGGGCCUUCAACAACGUGACGAAGAAGCAGGAUGAAACUCACUUCACACUGGUGGUGGCCAAUCUUGGCAAAGGUAGUGAAAAGCUGCAGGGAGAGAGUGCAGUGUCUCCUUUAGCUGCCAUCACCAUCUCCUCACUCCUCAUUAUCCUGUGCAUGCUGUUUGUGUUCUUCAGGAAGACAUGCCAUCCUAAAAGAGUGUUGAUGAAAAUUUAUAGCAGGCCUAUGCCAGAACAAAAAGGACUGCAUCGCUCAGGUCAUGAGGACGCUACUGAAGACUUCGGCAUCUACGAGUUUGUCUCCAUACCUGGGAAAAUGGAGUCUAACCAUGCGUCGUGCAGAUCUCUGGCGCGGCUCGACUCUGUCAAAGAUUUGCAUACCACCAUCUAUGAUGUCAUCAGACAUGUUCCUGAAACUCCCACGCUCAGUCUACUGAAGUGAGAAGGUUUAACACACACGGGCUGGACUCAGUAGUGUUCCUACAGAAAAGUUAUGAAGGCCGUUUGUCCUGUGGGCAUGCUGGUUAAUGCCAUCACCUCUUUAUUUCUUCCUAAAGUCACUUGAAUUUGAUUAUGCUCAUAAGCAUUUGAUGAAGACCCUUAACUUUGACAAAAUCCCAAUCAUUUUACAUCUAGCUGAUACAGAAAACUGGUAUUUAUUUAUUUCACAAGGGUCCUCACAGUUCUGUAUAUAGAGUAUGUUCAUUAUAUUGUAGUUCUUCUCUUGUCAAAGGCUUUACAUACUUGCAGCAGCACUGACAUUCAGCUUCAGUGGUAUUAGUAAUGACUGUGUGAAAAAAGAUUGAUCAUGUGAUUUCAAUAUUUAAAUAUGCAAGACUCUGCAAAAAUCAGAGACCACCCUUAAUUUAUUAGAUUUUUCAGCAUCAGGAAAAGCAGCAAAAACAGAAAACUUGCACAGAAAAUUACACCAAAUCCUCAAAUAUAAUAUUACAUUUUAGUAUUUAGUGUGUUGACUCUUUUCCUUUAUUAUAGCCGCCAUUAUUUUCAGGACAUUCUCUUUGUUUUUGUUUUUUUUUUAGUUUUUCGCAGAAAUCUGCACAGAUACUUUUCCUCACCUCCAACAUCUCAGUCUUACAUGUCGGUUGCAUUUUCUGCUUCUCAUGCAAUCUGAGUUACUUAAAUGAAAAUCAUUCAUCCAUAAAACUUUGCUCCACAUCUCAGUUGCAGAGUUGCAGUGUUCUAGUGCAAUUUUUCUUGUUUUUUGUCUAUCUCCUAUUUCUGUAUUAUAUUUUGUUUAUUUUUGGACAGCUAUACAUCCUUUCAGACUCACAGUGCUGAG
Messenger RNA from Colossoma macropomum (tambaqui), 3307 nucleotides. It is a transcript of the gene hepacam2, whose product is annotated as HEPACAM family member 2. The transcript has 9 exons. The record is from RefSeq and is a predicted model, not a curated record. Lineage: Eukaryota; Metazoa; Chordata; Actinopteri; Characiformes; Serrasalmidae. Bases 1094 to 2449 code for a protein of 451 amino acids.